CAAUAUUAACAGCUAUAGGAAGAGGUUAGUUUUUAAGGAUAUAUAUAAAAUCCACUCUGUCAGAAGAUUUAUUCCUUAAAACGUCAUUUGGAUUUUGAGCGUGUAGUUACUUCAGUUUUCUCCGAAACAAUCCCGUAUUUUUUGCUCUGUGUGACCAAAAAUAGAAAAAACAGCCAUAGCCAUAGCCAUGGAAGACCCAGUCAAGGAACAGACCCAGACUCAGACUCCACUUCCUGGAUCGGGGAAACCGAAGCUUCAGCGUUACCCAUUGCGUUCAGGGACUAAACUAAAGGAAGAAAAGCCACCGGCCCCUGAGUUAUCAAACCCUUCUUCUACUUCUGUAUCUAAGCCACGGGUGAGACUUACAUCAAGUGUAAGUAAAAGUGUCAGUGUUCUUGAUCUUUCUGGCAAGGACAAGUCUGCAAAGCCACCCAGGAGGCUGUCUAUUCCUGCCAAGUCUAUUGUCAGUCCAGCACCAAAACCGGCUGGCAACAUCACUCCAAUUUCGGAGGCUAGACAGAGGAGAACUGUUGCUAGUCAGGGGAAAAAUGAUACACCUGUUUCCGAUGUUUCCAGAACAACAAGAAAGAAAUUCAAUGUUUUGUCCUCGGCAUCAUAUUGGCUCUCACAGAUUAAGCUCUCUGAAUCUGCUGCUAAGCACUCAAUUUCACUUGGCUUUUUUAAAUUAGCGUUUGAGGCAGGAUGUGAGCCUCUUCAGCGAAUGCGAGAUGAGCUCAAGUCCUACACUCAGCGACAUGACCUCAGUGAACUUGGGGAACCUGUGAAGGAAUUAUUUGAAAGGUAUAACAUAUCAGAAAACACACAGCAGGUGCAGGUCUCUGAAACCUUUUCUCAGGUGCCUGAAGAGGGAACUCGAUCAUCUGAUGAUGACGUCCACAGCUCUUCUUCUACUGGGGGAAGUAGGAAGUUGAAGCCCAGGUCUUUGAAUGCUGAUGCUGAUCAAACUUCUCCAGUCACUGAAUCUGCCAAGAAGAGAACUAUACAGAAGAACAAUUCUGCAAUCAGGACUAGGGGAUCUUUGAAUAAGAACUCAGCAAAUUCAAAACUUGUUUCAGAGACUGGGGGUCGUAAGUCGCUAAAGAAACCUGAGAAGCCAAGUAAGCUGGAUUCUAAUAGAGAAAAGGGCAAGACCAAGCAGGGAAAGAAAUCUGCUGCUGAAGCAGUUCCAGUCAGCACUUUGCCUGUCGAGGAUGUGCUCCAAGAGAACAAAGAAAAUAUGGAUGCUCCCCCCCCAAUGGAAGAGAUCAACUUGUCUGAGGUAGUGUAGGCAUUCUGCAACAAAGCUGCUGGAUCUUUUCAUUGUCAAUCUCUUGGGUUUGUCUUCAGUGUUUUUAAGUGGGGGCUUUUCCUUUGUAUAGAAAAGGGUUUAAGGUGGAAGUGUUUCAGUCUGGUGUGGAGGAUGAUUUAUAUUUCUUUUAUUGGUGGUUUAAUCUUGGAUUGUUUGUGUAGUACUAUAUAGUUGCUGGUGAAACCAAAGUGUAUUUUGACUCCUUAAAUUUAUUUAAUAUUGGUCCAAUAUUAUGUAAUUUUUGCGGCCAUAAAUUUUGGUUGA
Quercus robur (English oak) is the source of this 1573-nucleotide messenger RNA. RefSeq lists its product as uncharacterized. Bases 188 to 1288 code for a protein of 366 amino acids. The record is from RefSeq and is a predicted model, not a curated record. Lineage: Eukaryota; Viridiplantae; Streptophyta; Magnoliopsida; Fagales; Fagaceae. The transcript is spliced from 6 exons.